GAGAGAGAGAGAGAGAGAAGAGAGGGAGUAUGGUGGAGAAUGAGAAGAAGAAGGGAAACUAGAAGGAAACCGUUCGUCCGCUCUCGUGUGAGAAGCCAAAUGUUUCAUUAAAGUCGUAUUAAAAUUGUAUCGACGUAACGGAUUCAAUUUCAUAUAAGUAUUCACGCUAAUCAAGUAGUGAGAACCAGUCAGUCACCUUUCAUCUCAUUCUUUAUGUAAUCGUACGAACGCGGAAGACGAAUCGUAUUUGUUAUCGAUAGAUUAGAAGGAACAAUGUACGCGAGUCAUUUGUCUACGAUGCAUGAACAUCUCGCCUAUCUUAUCCAUUCGAUUCGAUAUCGAUCCGUAAAUCUAUUAGAUCGAGCAAGAAUGCUGCGCAGUGAUGGUUAAGUGUUCCUGUGUAACGAUGUCCGGCAGUCGAUUGCUUUUUAAAUAAAUACCUGUGUACAGAUCCAAUCAUCUGAACAGAUUCUUCGACGAUUCGUCCCGUUUUCAUCAUUAUCUUUUUCUACUUUUCUUCUUCUUUUUUUCCUUUCUUCUUCUUCUUUCUUUUCUUUUUGUUCCUUUUUUUCUUUUUCUUUUUACCAUUUCAUCAACGACUUUAACUUUUUACCAUUUCAUCAACAACUUUAACGAUCGUUGUUGAAAGACGCCGACGAAAUCUAACAACGAAAUUAAUCGAUAUCGAUAUUGCUUGCAGUUGAUCAUCGCUAGACAAAUUGUAAAAUUCGACGACUCUUUUCACCGGACGCGAGGAGUCUCUAAAGGAAGUUUGCUUUAGCAGGGGAGAACGUGCGACCGAUCGUCGAAGUAGACGUCGCGCUAACGAAAAUGGAAACAGAAACGGAAAUCUGUGAAAUACGACAUGUGUUCUUUUUUCAUAUGCCUUUAUUCCACGAGCGCAAGCAAAAUCAGGGAAGGAAUCGGCGAACGCAUGGAGUUACUCGAUGCGGCCGACGCUUACUUUAUAAGCACGCGGAUUAAUUUUGAAAACGAAAGUACCAAAACGUGUACGGACAACUGUGUCGUGAUCAAAGGUACCUGCGAGAAUGAGGACGAAGACGACGACGAGACUGAGAGCAUCGAGUGUCAGGCAGGCGGCUUCAAUGAAGAUAGGCAACAGUACAAGUAUUCUUGCACGAGGUGCUUGAAAAGUUACAAAAGGAAAGGUCAUCUGGUGGAGCAUCAAAAAAUAUUUUGCGGCAAGGACAAGCAGCAGUGUUGCCCGUACUGCGUCUUUCGCACGUACAAGAAAUCAAAUUUGAAGAAGCACGUUAAUCGUAUGCAUUGCAACGACGUUGAUACGGUUGUUUGAAUAAUGAAAGCUUGCACGACGGUUAUAAUUAUUUUCGAUUUUGUAAUGUGUUACAUAGACGGUAUAAUAAGAGAAUCGAGAAAGAACGAGAUGUUUGCCAUGUCGCGAAAUGUUGUAAAUGUUACAGAUUUGAACGUUUAGAGGGAAGAAGAAGGAAAUAAGAGAGAGAGA
Messenger RNA from Frieseomelitta varia, 1486 nucleotides. RefSeq names its product zinc finger protein 282-like. Bases 866 to 1315 code for a protein of 149 amino acids. The transcript has 2 exons. Lineage: Eukaryota; Metazoa; Arthropoda; Insecta; Hymenoptera; Apidae. The record is from RefSeq and is a predicted model, not a curated record.